Vollenhovia emeryi is the source of this 1771-nucleotide messenger RNA. RefSeq names its product acyl-CoA:lysophosphatidylglycerol acyltransferase 1-like. The transcript is spliced from 6 exons. The record is from RefSeq and is a predicted model, not a curated record. Gene Ontology annotation, molecular function: acyltransferase activity. Bases 323 to 1414 code for a protein of 363 amino acids. Gene Ontology annotation, cellular component: endomembrane system. Lineage: Eukaryota; Metazoa; Arthropoda; Insecta; Hymenoptera; Formicidae.
ACUAAUCUACGAUCUAUUGUACAAUCUACGAUCUACGAAAUGUAGAUUCGUUGCCUUAAUUAUAUUAUACAAUUUAUCUUUGUUGUAACGCUAUAGUUGCAUGAGAAAUACUUGUAUAGAAAUAGUUUGUUAAGUUGGUGUACAACGUCCUCUCGUCCCCUUCCACUUUUCUCCCCUCUAGCACUCCUUUUCGUUCAGUAGGUCCAACUCCUAUGUUACUUUUAUUCUCACUUGUCAUUAGUAGUUGACCGAUCGUAUUGACAAAUAUUUUUUUCACAAAACAAUUUGGCAAUUGACUUCUAUUAUAGCGAAUUCAAGCAUAAUGAACAACACAGUGACUUUACUGAAGCGUGUCGCACGGGCAGCAUUUCAGAUAUUAAGUACUAUCUAUUCCUCAUCUGCAUACAUAGUAUGGCUAAUGUUACUGUUUCCUGUAAAAAUAUAUAUACCACAAGUAUAUUGGCGAAUCGAAGGCCUACUUUACGACUGGUUGAACGCAAUCAUGGCGUCGUGGACCUGGUCCGCAGGCUACGACAUAAUAGAACAAGGUGAUGACAUACAGAAGAUUAUAAACGAGAAAACGUUAGUUAUGGCAAAUCAUCAGACCGCGGGCGAUAGUGUUAUAUUAGUAACAGCAUUUCACAGCAAACCAAAUUGUUCACCUAAUUCAUUGUGGAUACUGGAUAUAAUGUUGAAAUUUACUAAUUUCGGGAUAGUUUGUAUCUUUCAUCAGAAUUUCUUUAUUGUAUCGGGACGUGAACAAAGGGAAGAAAGUUUAAAACAAUUACGAAAGCAUCUCAUAGAUUCGUACAUACCGCGAGAUAGAAAAUGGCUAGCAUUAUGCCCGGAAGGUGGAUUACUAUAUAAAAACCGAGAGAGUUCGCAAAAGUAUGCUAAGAAGAACAAUCUGCCUAUUCUUGAAAAUGUGGCCCUACCAAGAGUAGGAGCCAUGAAAACGAUUAUGGAUACCCUCGGGCCAGCACGAAGCAGGGACGCAGAGGAUCAAUACCGGAAUAAUCGACCAAGUAUGACGGCAGCCAAUACAGAAAUUAGUUGGAUUCUUGAUAUAACAAUAGGGUAUCCUGAUGGUAAACCGCUCGAUCUAACUACUAUUGUAACUGGUUGGGGACCUCCGUGCAAGACGGUAUUAUUUUAUCGACUUUUCCCUAGUUCAGUGGUUCCUCAUGAAACAGAACAAUUAACCAAAUGGUUGUACGACAGAUGGGUAGAGAAAGAAGCACUGUUGGAACACUUUUAUAAACAUGGAACAUUUCUUGGCACAAAUGGAUCAAACAGGACUAGUACCAAAAUACAUCUGGAUCCAUUAAAAAUGAUAGUCCCUCAUUUAUUCUUCAUAAUGUCUAAUUAUAUACAUGGUAGCAUGCUUAUGUACGUGCUAUCUUACUUUUGGUAAGAUAUUUUUAUAUCAUGUGCGACGCACGACGGUCCAGUUUAAAAAAGGAAAUCAUCCCAUACAGUACGCAUGUCUAAAAGACUUCUUUAAGUCGUCUUUUAGACAUGCGUGUUGUAUGGGAUAGUAACGAAGUAAGAUAUCUUUGCCUUAAACAUGCAUUUUGAUGUUUAUGAGAAUAUUCCCAAGAGCUGUACAGAUAAUUAAAUUCAGCAAGUCUGCCUACGUUAUAAGCAGGGUUGGGAAGUAAUUCGUUACUUGUAACGAAGGUGCAGUUACAGUUAUUUCUUUGUGGUAACUCUAACUUCGUUACUUUCUCUCCGUCUGUGUAACUGUAACUUAACUCAGUUACAUUUUUUC